AAUGUUCUUCCGGAAUACAACGUGAAACAAAAUGGCGGAGAAAGAAACUGAUUCGGUGUCUGAUACUGUAGCGACUGAUUUAGUCGUAACUAAGUAUAAAAUGGCCGCAGAGAUGGUCAAUAAGGUUCUAUCUGAAAUUGUCCAAAAAUGCGAGCCAGACGCCUCUGUAUUCGAGCUAUGUCUCUUUGGAGAUAAACGCUUGACUGAAGAAACUUCAAGCGUUUAUAAAAAGGAGAAAACCAUGAAAAAAGGAAUUGCAUUUCCGACAUGUAUAUCGGUGAAUAACUGCAUAUGCCACUACUCUCCCUUGAGAAGUGAUCCAGAUAUUAAAAUAAAGGACGGAGAUUUAAUCAAAAUAGACCUCGGUGCCCAUAUUGACGGAUAUAUAGCUGUUGUUGCUCACUCUUUGGUCUUGGGAGCAUCGAAAACUAACCCUGUCACUGGAAAGAAAGCCGAUGUUAUGUGGGCAGCUCAUCAAUGCGCUGAAGCGGCAAUUAGGACUGUUAAACCUGGAAACGAGAAUUAUCUAGUUACUGAUACCAUUCAGAAGGUUUCUGAAGAGUAUGGCUGCAAACCCAUUGAAGGAAUGCUAUCUCACCAACUUAAACGAAAUGUAAUUGAUGGUGACAAAGCAAUCAUUCAGAAUCCCAACGAAGUACACAGGCGAGAGCAUGAAAAGGCGAAUAUUGAAGUUCACGAAGUCUAUGCUGUUGAUAUCCUAAUUUCGUCUGGGGAAGGAAAAGGUCGCGAACAGGAUACAAGAUGCACAGUAUAUAAAAAGAAGGACUCUGUUUAUAAUCUGAAAAUGAAAGCCAGUCGCCAAUUCUAUUCAGAAAUUGAAAGAAAGUGCGGUGCUAUGCCCUUCUCAAUUAGGAGUUUGGAAGACGAAAAAAAAGCUCGAAUGGGAGUGGUGGAAUGCGUAAAGCAUAAUUUAAUAGAUCCGUUUAAUGUUCUCUACGAAAGAGACGGUGAAUUUGUGGCCCAAUUCAAAUUCACUAUUCUACUUAUGCCAAAUGGACCAAUGAGAAUAACCGGUCUGCCGUUUGAUGCUGAUGUGUUUAAAACGGAGAGAAAGAUUGAAAACGCUGAGAUAAAGGAGCUAUUGUCGAGUGCUGUUAGUCGAAAGGCUGCCAAGAAGAAGAAAAAGAAGGCCGAAAAAGCAGCCGAAAGCGCAGUAGCGGGAGGCGAAUCAGCAGAGAAUUGA
Molecule: messenger RNA, 1204 nt
Organism: Dimorphilus gyrociliatus
Lineage: Eukaryota; Metazoa; Annelida; Polychaeta; Dinophilidae
Source: the annotation of a GenBank genome assembly